AUUUAUCGCAUCCUUGCGGGGUCACGUUGGUCCAGUUUAUCAAGUAUGUUGGUCCUCGGAUAGUCGCAUGCUGAUAAGUGCAAGCAAAGAUAGCACUUUGAAAAUCUGGGACCUCAAGACUAAGAAAAUAAAAAUGGAUUUACCUGGACACUUGGACGAGGUGUUCAGUGUGGAUUGGAGUCCGAGUGGUGAGAAAGUUUCCAGUGGCGGCAAGGAUCGUCAGCUGAAAAUGCAA
Acaulospora colombiana is the source of this 235-nucleotide messenger RNA. NCBI's taxonomy places the organism in Eukaryota, Fungi, Glomeromycota, Glomeromycetes, Diversisporales, Acaulosporaceae. The record is from the annotation of a GenBank genome assembly.